Molecule: messenger RNA, 622 nt
Organism: Neltuma alba
Lineage: Eukaryota; Viridiplantae; Streptophyta; Magnoliopsida; Fabales; Fabaceae
Product: UDP-glycosyltransferase 87A2-like
Exons: 1
Coding region: 83-622 (179 amino acids)
Molecular function (GO): quercetin 3-O-glucosyltransferase activity; quercetin 7-O-glucosyltransferase activity
Source: RefSeq, a predicted model, not a curated record
CUUUCUCCGGUAUUUUCUGUAUUAUAUUUGUUCUAGAUCUCAACAAAUUAGGUAAACCCCAGCUUCAUUAGUUGUUGGGAGUAUGUCCAUGGAAGGUCCGCCGCGUGUGAAGGGGCAUGUGGUGGCUCUGCCUUUCCCGACCAGAGGGCAAGUCAACCCCAUGAUGAACCUCUGCAAAUUUAUCGCUUCAAGAAGAAACAAUGAGGUUCUCAUCACCUUCGUCGUCACCCAAGAGUGGCUCGGCUUCAUCCAAUCUUACUCCAAGCCGGACACUAUCCGCUAUGCCACCAUCCCCAACGUCAUCCCUUUGGACGGCCAGAUGCUCGACGAUGUUCCUGGUUUCACCGAAGCCGUCGCCACCAAGAUGAGAACUGCAUUCGAGCAGCUUCUCGAUCGACUCGAGCCGCCUGUUACUGCUAUCGUCUCUGAUGCUGAAUUGCCUUGGCCAGCUCCUGUGGGAAACUCUAGGAAUAUUCCGGUGGCUCUGUUAUGGACGAUGCCGGCAUCGUUCUUUGAAAUGUUCCGUCAGCUGUAUAUCUUGGCUCCUGGCCCUGACAGGCGUUUGUCGGUUGAUCUUUUGGGUAAUGUAUCCUAUACCACCCUAGUUUCAUUGUUUACCUAA